Penicillium vulpinum is the source of this 423-nucleotide messenger RNA. RefSeq lists its product as uncharacterized. Bases 1 to 423 code for a protein of 140 amino acids. NCBI's taxonomy places the organism in Eukaryota, Fungi, Ascomycota, Eurotiomycetes, Eurotiales, Aspergillaceae. The transcript is spliced from 3 exons. The record is from RefSeq and is a predicted model, not a curated record.
AUGGGUUUGAAUAACUCCACGCUACCACGACGGAGAAGCAGUAUCUCCUUUAAGCGGAAGUGGACAAUUAUCGCUAUCUUAGGAGCUUAUAGGGACAACAGAUCCCUGUCUGCCUUAGGGCCUUUACACCCCGCGUUAUAUAUUGCGCAGAUAAUGAUACUAAGCUGGUCUGGAACGCGGCUUCAGUAUAUUAUUAACGAUGAAAAUUCCAGCUUCUUUCACCGGGAGCGCGACAAAGCUCUGACUGUGCUCCGGUCGCACAGAGUUGUCUACGGCGAUAGUGAGUGGUGUAAUAUACUGUGGGACGACCUAGAUAGCUGUUUGUUUAUUAUUGACUUAGAGGACGUAAAAAGGUUGAAGCGCCCUUGGGCUCUUAAACCAACCUCUAGCAACACUCGGUAUAGUUAUUCUAACGGGGCGUAG